Molecule: messenger RNA, 1426 nt
Organism: Wallemia mellicola CBS 633.66
Lineage: Eukaryota; Fungi; Basidiomycota; Wallemiomycetes; Wallemiales; Wallemiaceae
Exons: 2
Coding region: 1-1368 (455 amino acids)
Biological process (GO): tRNA-type intron splice site recognition and cleavage
Cellular component (GO): tRNA-intron endonuclease complex
Source: RefSeq, a predicted model, not a curated record
AUGGAUCAAGAUGAAUAUAAAAUUAUAAAGAACAAUUCAGACGAGAGCGACGACAAUGACAGCGCAGAGGAUGAAGUCCCAGAUUACCGCCAGUUGGCUAGCUUUACAAACAGGAAAUCAAAGGAAACCUAUAUUCCACGCAGGGGUGAAAAGGAAUUCGAACCUACUGGUUUGAAGAUACAGCAGAAAGCUUUAGAUGAGUCACGCGAAGCUAUGUUUAGCGCUAUAGAUGGUGUACGUCAAUCCUCGAACAAAAACAUCAGUAUCGGUCUUUGGUCGAAUAGCCAAAGCAGGGCGAGUAUCAUCAUACAGAGGGGUACACAUUUCUCGUCUAUUGGCCAUCCAGUACGCAAUACUCCUGCAAAAUUCGAAGGAAAUGCUCAGAAGGUCGCCUCAGAAACUAGACUUGAAUUAUUACCAGAGGAGGCUUUAUAUAUGGUUGAAAGAGGUUCACUCAUGUGUUACGAAUACGAAUGGUCUGACAGGAAUGACAAAAUGCUAAAAGUAUCUACAAAUGAUAGCGAAGUUGACACACGUUUUUCAAACCUCCCUCCCUUCUCAGCACAAAGGGCUUUCGAUUGCUGUAUUGGAAAGGAUGGGUUAACACUGGAGAAAUACACUAUUUACGCACAGCUCAAAAGACUUGGUUAUAUCGUCAAGAGAGCUGAACAGACUGAGACAAACAUUGUAAGAAGAGGAAGCAUUUUAGGCAACCUCUGGAAAUCUCUACAAGGAGUUUUUAAAGCUUUAUUGUCACCUUUCGCAGCUUUGGUACGCUUAUUUAGUCUCAGGUUUGGUUCAUUGCUACGUUCGCGUUCGUGUCUUCUUACACCACACCAAGAUUACGACUCCAUUUUCAAGUCUCUCAGGUUGAUUCCAUCUGGAUAUAGCAAAGCUCACGAAAGUAGCGCAAAAUUAGAUCAAGACGAACAGCACGAGUUUGACGUUACGUGGCACGUUUGGAGACCAGCGACAAAGUUUAAAAAGAGUUCACCACCACCACCUGAUUUCAGGAUCGUCGUUGUAGAUGCUCAAAAGUCGUCGUUACCAAGUAUGCACCAGUUCGCCCAUAUGUUCAGCCAGCAACCAUACUCUGCACCACCAAUGACGCGCAAGCAGAAGCUUCAACGUGAAAAACAAAGCAAAGAGGGUAAGGGAGAGGAUACACCACAAACAACUUGGCUCUGGAGAUGGUGGAAUAGGAAACAAUUGGCGGCUGACGAAGCAAAGAGGAAUAAGGAUCCAGCUGUCAUGUUCCCUGCACUCAAGUAUGGUAAGAGAGCUGUCGUCUUAGCAAUCGUAGAUUCUGGAACUACAUCUUGGAUACAGUUUGGAGAAGGACAGUUUGGAGAUUUCCCAUUAUACUAGAAAAACAAUAUUGCAUUUAUUGUAUUUAUUUGGACUGCAUGUAAUUAGAUAAUAAAAA